AAUGUCUGGGCCUUGUUUGCUGAGAACAGUUUCCCUCCUAACGCUUUUGUGGCUGUGUUGCACCACUUCGUCCAAGCGGGCCAGCAUAAAAGAGCUGAUGCGCAGCAGAGGGUUUACGCCCUGCACGCGGCUGGCUUGUACUUCUUACUGAUGGAAAUCCCAGGCAGCAUAGCUAACCAGCUGUUCCAUCAAGUGAUGUUUGAUAAAUGCCUUCAGACCCUGACCAAAAGUUGGCCUCAAGAAGCAGAUCUGAUGAGGAAAAGAAAGAAGACGAACACUCAAAGCUCUCAGAACAGCACAAGAAGAAACAGAAAGAAGGGAAAACCGUGCAGGAGUAGCAGUAUAGACGAGAUACUGGAAGAGGAGGAGGAUGAAGAGGAUGAAGAUCGUGAAAAUGUUUACUUUUCAACCGACGAUCUUCUUCAAGUUCGCAACGCGAUCUUCCUCCUUUUGAAAAACUUCUUAAGACUUCUACCCAAGUUCUCCCUAAAAGAAAAGCCUCAUUGUGUGCAGAACUGCCUGCAGAUCUUUGUUGAACUGACAAACUUGGAGCCAGUGGUGCACGAGUUCGAGUUUUCAGCAGCAAUGAAUGUUAACAAAGCCAAGUAUGUUCCUGAGCUGGCCUAUCAUGGACUGCGGUUGCUGUGUUCCCCUCUACAUGAAACAGAAGAAAAUAAGGUUCUUCAUCGUGUCUUCCAGCAAAUCCUCAAUGUCAUUCUCAUGCUGGAAAGUGGCGCGAGUUCCAAACGCUCGGUCCUUGCAAUCACGUCGGCUGUGAUCGGUGCCAGGAAUCUGGCUGUGAAGUUCAUCAGUUCUCUAGUAGAUGAGCUGAAAGAAGAGGUUUUUCCUGUUCUUCGAGUAUUACUGCAACACAUCUGCACCAAGGUCCCUGAUAAGACUGAUUAUCGCACAUAUGCCGCACAGGCCUUGGUGAAUUUGCUGAUCAAACUCCCUUGUAAAGAGUUUGCUGACUUCAUCGCUUGGCUUUAUAAAUACUCACGCAACACUAAAACUGCGUACAGAGUGUUUGCUCUCGAUGUAGCUGUAGCCUUGUUGGAUGUGCCAGAGAGGAACUCGGACAGCUCCUUGUCCCUGGAUCAGCAGAAGUUCCUAAAGCAUAAGUUUUUAGUGCAGGUCAUGGUGUUUGGACGGUGUUCAGACAAAGCACCUGCGGUCCGUAGCAAAGCUUUAAGUAGCUUUGCCCACUGUCUCGAAAUGAAAGAUGCUUCUACCUCGGAGACCAUCCAGGACUUACUACAGACCUCUGACCACACAGAGUUGGAAGCAAACACAAACACUGCGAGUUCGACAGUCAGUGCAGAAGCUAUGUCCAGCCAUCCACUGAAGACCUUACCGACUUUCAAAACUAUUGAGUUGACAGACAGCAGUGAUACUGCUGUGCUUGAUGGAAAAGAAGUCAUGGCCCUGCUGAGGCUGAGAGCUUGUGAUGAGAAGCCCAACGUGAGGAAAUCUGCUCUCCAGGUCCUUAUGAACAUCCUGAAGCACAAAGUGAUCCCUUGCACCGCAGAAGAUUUGUCCACGCUGCAGGAUCGGUGCCGGGACCCCGCGGUUUCGGUGCGGAAGCAGGCCUUGCAGUCCGUAACGGAGCUCCUUGUGGCUCAGCACGAUAACGUCCUAAUACAGAAGGCCUGGUUAAACGGAGUGGUGCCUGUUGUGAUGGACGGUGAAAAUACUGUCCAAGAAAAGGCCUUGGAUUGCCUUGAACAGGUCUUGUUGCAACACAUCAAGCAUUGCAACAAAUCCAGGAGUGAAGCUGAAAAGCAGGCUCUAGCGUGGGACCUCCUCACCCUCUUGACUUCAGAAUGCCGGGAGCUGAACCGUUACUUGAACAAAGCUUUUCAUAUCUGGUCCAAACAGAAUAAGUUCACCUCUACUUUCAUCAGUAAUGUCAUGUCUCAUGUGGAAACGGAGCACGCUGAAGCAGCUUGGAUGUUGCUUGCGAAGGUGUCCGGUUCUUCACCCAAGCUGAAUUACUCGGAGAUCAUUGAACCCUGGGUCAAUGGCAACAGGCAGCAGAACACGAGCGCCGAUACUACAGGACAUGUGCUGUGUGUCAUCGGUCAUGUUGCAAAGCACCUCCCUAAAAGCACCUGUGAGAGGCUGGUUGGUAAUAUCAACAGCUUGCUGAAGGAGCCUCAAUGUCCCUUGGAGGUGAUUGGCCCAGCUGUAGAAACUCUGCAGAAGCUGUGCCGUGCAUAUGCAGAUGUGCCGGAGGAGGCACAGAAGCUGCUCAACCAGGUGUGUGGAGAUUUAGUAUCCACCUGCGAAAGCUAUAUUUCAAAUAUAGUCCUCAAAGAGAAUGGAGCAGAGCAGCUGCAAGAAGAUCUCUUGGUGAGACACCUCUUCAUCUUGGGUGAAGCUGCACAGAUGUGUCCAGCCAAAGUGGGGAAACGCAUCUUUCUUUUGGUUCAGUCCAUUCUGGCUUCUUCUGUCCACGAGGACCAACUGUCUGGUUCUCCAGAUGGUGAGGAAACUCCAGCUUCUCAACCACUGUCCCAGUUCAGAGGAUCAGCUAUGCCUUCAGUGAUCAGAGCUCAUGCAUUCAUUACUCUAGGUAAAUUGUGUUUACAGCAUGAGGAUCUGGCGAAGAAAUCCGUUGCGGCUCUGGCGCGAGAGCUGGAGGUGUCGCAGGAUGUGGCCGUGCGCAAUAACGUUGUCAUUGUUCUGUGCGACCUGUGCAUCCGCUACACGUCCAUGACGGACAGAUACAUCCCCAACAUUUCCUUGUGUCUGAAGGACCCAGAUCCCUUCAUCCGGAAGCAGACACUGAUCCUGCUUACCAGCCUUCUGCAGGAGGAGUUUGUGAAAUGGAAAGACUGUCUCUUCUUCCAUUUCAUCAGUGUCUUGGUGGAUCCGAACCCAGAUAUUGCCAGGUUCGGAGAGUUCUGCUUGGUGCAUCUCUUGCUGAAGAGGAAUCCAGUGAUGUUCUCCCAGCACUUCAUCGAGUGCAUCUUCCAUUUCAAUAGCUAUGAGAAACACGAGAAGUACAACAGGUUCCCCCAGAACGCACGGGCGAGGAAUCUCUUCUCUCUGAAGGGAAAAGAUAACAGAGAGAAAAGGAUGCGUAUCUACAAGUUCCUGCUAGACCACUUUACAGAUGAGCAGAGGUUCAUCAUUACAACAAAGAUCAGCCAAAGCAUCCUAGCAUGCUUUGUGGAUAAUAUCCUGCCAUUGGACAUGGAAGCCAAUGAGCUGCUCUCGGAUACGUUUGCAGUCCUUAGCUGCAAAGAAAUCAAGCUGUCAACCGUGAGAUCAACACCCGACGAGGACAUGCAGCCUGAUGAAGAUGAAGUGGCAAUGGCCAAUGCCGUCAUGCAGGCAGCUCAAAAAAAGCUCAUCUCACAGGUUCAAAAGAAGAACUUCAUCGAAAAUAUCAUCCCGAUAAUCACAUCACUGAAGUCUUUAAUGGAGCAGAAGAGGAUCCCAGCUCUUAGGGACCUCAUGAACUACCUACGGGAAGUGAUGCAAGAUUACCGAAACGAAAUCAAAGACUUCUUUGCGGUGGACAAGCAGCUGGCAGCCGAGCUGGAGUAUGACAUGAAGAAAUACCAAGAGCAGCUGGCCAUGGAGAAGGAGUCAGACCGAGAGCAGGUCUCAGCAGCGCAGACAGAGCAAGCUCCGUCUCUGGAGAGAGCUGCACCUUCUCCUGGCUGGAAUAAUAAUGCACAGUCCCCUGUUGGGGCCAGACAGCCCUCAUCACGCAGAUCAAGUCCUUCCUCUGUGCCUUCUGAGUUCAUUACACCUACUGCUGAUGUUCUGAAACAGCCGUUACUCAGCCGCAGGGCUGCAUCCUUGAGCACAGUUGCCAUCCUGAACUCUGCCAGGAAAGCCAUGGAAGCCAGAAACAAGCAACGCAGCAAGAGUUUUGGAGGAAAUUCGUCGACUGUGCCACUUCCAUCGAGCGCAGCUGGCAGCAAGCGAGUAUCCUUUCACAGCCUGAACCAAGAGUCUACCGGAGAAAACAUUGCUGUGGUGGGCCGUGCAAUCAGCACGCCAGAACAGACCAUUAAUGACUUGACUUUCGGUGCCGGGGUCAGUUACAUCAGCUUGGCGCACACACCCGGUUCAACUGCAGAGAAGAAAAAGGCUGAGGACAAGCCCAAAGAUAUUAUCUGCUUGUCAUCACCAGAGCAACUCCCGUCCUUGUCACGGGAGUGGAAAGUGGAGUCCCCAGCAAGGGAAAAAAGCAGCCAACGUGCCCCUCUGAGACGGUCCCAGCGGAGAACGCCACUGAAACCAGACAACUGA
Messenger RNA from Mesitornis unicolor (brown roatelo), 4269 nucleotides. RefSeq names its product non-SMC condensin II complex, subunit D3 (gene NCAPD3). The record is from RefSeq and is a predicted model, not a curated record. Lineage: Eukaryota; Metazoa; Chordata; Aves; Mesitornithiformes; Mesitornithidae. Gene Ontology annotation, biological process: meiotic chromosome condensation; mitotic chromosome condensation. The transcript is spliced from 33 exons. Gene Ontology annotation, molecular function: histone binding. Gene Ontology annotation, cellular component: condensed chromosome, centromeric region; condensin complex. The annotation marks the transcript as partial.